UUUGUUCAGUAUUUAGCUACUUACGCUUACAAGCACGGCCAAGACAACGAGCAAAAGGCCCUGACAUAUACAGACCUGUCACAAACAGUACAGAAUUCUGACACUUUCCAGUUCCUUGCAGAUAUUGUGCCCAAGAAAAUCUUGGCAAGCAAAUACCUGAAAAUGCUUGAAAAAGAAAAAGAAGGAAAAGAGAUAAGGGAGGAGGAAGAGGAAGAGGAAACGGAAGAAAGUGAGGCUGAAGAUGCAUCUUGACAAUAUAGCUUGUUGAUUUAUAGCCUUGUAUGUGUGCACUCUUGAAUGUCCUAUGAUCAAUUGAAUUCUUACAUCCUUGAACCAGUGUCAGCUUUCAGAGUUAGAAUUGCCAACUUGUGUACAAUUACCUGCAAAGACUUUAUAGCAAAGACUUCUAAGUGGGACUGAACAUAUUUGCAGAUCUUCGUUUUUCAUCUUCAGCUUAUAAACAUAAUAUGGAUGAUUGUUUAUAAUAUACCAAUUGUCCGUGUUAGCCAAAUGCUGUAUUUUCAGUACAGAAUCAUCUUCAUUGCUCACAUUGGGCAAAUCUAAAAGCGGGUAAAAUAUUUUUACAUGCCAAUAUUAAAGUUUUCUUUCCUUUCAAUGUAA
This is a messenger RNA of Thamnophis sirtalis, 621 nucleotides long. Lineage: Eukaryota; Metazoa; Chordata; Lepidosauria; Squamata; Natricidae. The record is from RefSeq and is a predicted model, not a curated record.